AAUAAAAUCCCCCAAACGGCCCCACUUCCGGUAGAACAAGACAAAACAGACCGGGACGCAACGGGCAGAGGAGGACGUUCGAUUCACGUCGACGAGUUCAGGGUGCAAUUGUUUCAGGGAAAGGUGGUCAUCGAAAAGACCGCGAGGACACCUGCAGACCGACAGAGAGACACCGGUGAGACAUGGUGAAGAUCAGCUUCCAGUCCAUCACGGGACAGAAAGUGGAGAACGAUGGCGACAAGACGGAGAUCCUCAUCCCUCAUCCGGAUGAUGACGAGCUGGUCCAGCGGCCCAAAAAGUCUCCCCUGAAUGGCCUGUGCUGCCUGACGUUCGGCCUGGUGGUGUUCAUGGCCGGCCUGGUCCUAGCCUCCAUUUAUGUCUACCGCUACUACUUUAUACCUCAUAUCCCGGAGGAGAACCUGUUCCACUGCAGGGUGCUUUACGAGGACUCUGCGUACGCUCCUCUGCGCGGGCGGCAGGAGCUGGAGGAAAAUGUCGGCAUCUACUUGGGCGACAACUACGAGAAGAUCACCGUGCCGGUGCCUCACUUCGGGGGCAGCGACCCGGCCGAUAUAAUCCAUGACUUCCACAGAGGACUUACAGCCUACCACGACAUCGCCCUGGACAAGUGCUACGUCAUCGAGCUCAACACCACCAUCGUGAUGCCUCCGCGCAACCUCCUGGAGCUCCUCAUCAACGUGAAGAAGGGAACCUACUUGCCUCAGACCUACAUCAUCCACGAGGAGAUGGUGGUGACGGGCAGGGUGCACAACAUGCGUCAGCUGGGGCCCUUCAUCUACCGCCUGUGCAAUGGGAAGGACACGUACCGCCUGAACCGCCGCGUCACCCGCAGACGCAUCAACAAGCGCGAGGCGAAGGACUGCCACCACAUCCGCCACUUCGAGAACACCUUCGUGGUGGAGACUGUUAUAUGCGAUGGAGCGUAAACGCCUCCCCCCCCCCCCCCCUGUAGCGUCCCCC
Molecule: messenger RNA, 981 nt
Organism: Pungitius pungitius (ninespine stickleback)
Lineage: Eukaryota; Metazoa; Chordata; Actinopteri; Perciformes; Gasterosteidae
Gene: itm2ca
Product: integral membrane protein 2Ca
Exons: 6
Coding region: 183-947 (254 amino acids)
Biological process (GO): negative regulation of amyloid precursor protein biosynthetic process
Cellular component (GO): Golgi apparatus; extracellular exosome; plasma membrane
Molecular function (GO): amyloid-beta binding
Source: RefSeq, a predicted model, not a curated record